This is a messenger RNA of Zingiber officinale, 2714 nucleotides long. Its product is annotated as proteasome subunit alpha type-1-like. Gene Ontology annotation, biological process: lipid biosynthetic process; protein N-linked glycosylation; ubiquitin-dependent protein catabolic process. The coding region runs from base 1750 to 2538 and encodes 262 amino acids. NCBI's taxonomy places the organism in Eukaryota, Viridiplantae, Streptophyta, Magnoliopsida, Zingiberales, Zingiberaceae. The record is from RefSeq and is a predicted model, not a curated record. The transcript has 5 exons. Gene Ontology annotation, molecular function: dolichyldiphosphatase activity. Gene Ontology annotation, cellular component: proteasome core complex, alpha-subunit complex; endoplasmic reticulum membrane; proteasome core complex.
CUCGUUAGAUUUGUUCGCCCCCUGAAUUACCCGAUUAACCGAUCGAAUCCACCAACUGGAUCUGAUUUGGUAAGAGAUUCGACCACCGGAGUGGCGGAGCGAGGACCACCUCCUGAAAUUGUUCACGUUAAUUGUGGACAAGAGCGAUUGAUUGAUGCUGGGAUCGAUCGGAAAGCUGCUGCUCCAACCCUACUUCAGCAGCAUCCAAGCGCACGAUGUCCGUAUGCACUUCUAAUUAUUCCCUUCUUCCUCCUCGGCUAUGCUCCUCUCGACGCAGUUCACGCCCGCCUCAAGAUGCUGCCGUCGUCGCUCCUACCCGCCUCUGAAACCCUCCGCCCGUCUCCACCCUAAAAAUCCCAUCUUGGCCCCUCUGCGGCCGCCAAAGCUCCAUCUUGGGGAAAAUCCAACGGCGUGGGGGUACCGAGGCGUCGCCAUGACCGAGUUGACUCGUUUCGGGGCUUUAGGGCGAGGUAAGGGAAUGGAGGAGGAUGGUGGAACGGGGGAGGCACAGGCGAUUCUUGAGCGGGAGGCGCCGGAUUUGGCUCGGCGGUUCUCAUGGAGGGACGUCGAACCGUUCAUCAAUAAGAUGACUAAGUGGAUAGUGUCUGGUCUCUUUGGCCUUCUCAUUCUUUGGAAACAUGACGCGGAGAGCAUGUGGGUCGCGAUGGGGUCAGUCCUAAAUUCAAUGCUUUCAAUUUAUUUGAAGAGGAUAUUGAACCAUGAAAGACCUGUUGCUGGUCUAAGAUCAGAUCCCGGAAUGCCAUCUUCACAUGCACAAUCCAUCUUCUACAUAGACGUCACUGUUAUUCUUCUAAUGUUCCACUCAAUCGGAUUAAACCCAUAUACUGUGACUGUCGGGAGUAUUGCCUUAUUUAUCGGCUCCUAUCUUGCAUGGCUUCGGGUAUCACAGAAGCUCCACACGUCGAGCCAAGUUCUCGUAGGCGCUCUAGUGGGAACCACGUUUGCAAUUGUCUGGUUUGAGUUGUGGAAUUCUUUCGUAUUAGAAGCCUUUAGUUCUCACCUGUGGGUUCAGAUUCUGGUGAUCAUGGGGUCGCUAGCUUUCUGUUUCGGUUUCGUGAUCUAUGUGAUUCGCUAUUGGCUCAGAGACGAGUCAUAGUCGACACAGAGCGAAUAUCUGGUAGAACAGGUUGUUCCGCGGUGUGUAAGGCAAGGCUGGAUCACCAUGCUCGACAUUCGUAUGCAAUGUUACGAAGCAGAAGCUACAUACUUUAUAUUGGAUCUUAGCAUUUCUAUUGUUUUUCAUGACAUAUUGCAUGAAACUAGGAUGGCAUCCAACACUAAAGCAAUUUAUAAUGUUAUUCUGUCAAUUAUGUAGAUUGAAAUUUUUAAAAAGGAAUUAAUUGUAUGUCAUGAUUCAUUCGAGUAGUGAAAAUAGUUUGUUGCAAGUCUAUAACAGACUCUUCGCUACUAUUUUGUUUUGGUACGGCUUUUGUACAUUAGUUUAGAAUAUAUUUGAAAUUUGGAGGAGCUCAAUAAAAAUAAUAUCAAAUUUUGGUGGCUGAAGUGUAAUUGACUCUUGAAGUGUGUACGAUUCGGUGGGCCGAGGCGAUUUGAACUUCUUUUCUAGGCAAUGGAUGCAUAAUGGGCCGGCCCGGUUCGAGCGAGUCUCUCUUGGGGAGGAAGCCAGUAAAACCCGAUUUGAUGGACCGAUGCCUGGAAAGCACGACGGCAAGCUAUUUCAGUCUCCGGAAGCAGAGGACGGCACCGACGACGAAGUAGAGUUCGGUGAUGUUCAGGAACCAGUACGAUACCGAUGUCACGACCUGGAGCCCCGCGGGGCGGCUGUUCCAGGUCGAGUACGCCAUGGAGGCCGUCAAGCAGGGUGCGGCGGCUGUCGGCCUCCGAUCCACCUCCCACGUCGUCCUCGCCACCGUCAAUAAGGCCGCCUCCGAUCUCUCCUCGCACCAGCGGAAGGUCUUCAAAAUCGAUGACCACAUCGGCGUCGCCAUCGCCGGACUCACUGCCGACGGGCGUGUCCUUUCCCGAUACCUCCGCAACGAGUGCAUCAACCACGCGUUCGUCUAUGAAUCCCCUCUCCCCGUGUCGCGACUCGUUGUCCGCCUCGCCGACAAGGCCCAGGUCUGCACACAGCGAUCUUGGAAAAGGCCCUUCGGGGUUGGUCUGCUUGUUGCUGGAUUAGACGAAACUGGAGCUCACCUCUACUACAACUGCCCCAGUGGAAGCUACUUUGAGUACCAGGCAUUUGCAAUUGGAUCCCGCUCCCAAGCUGCUAAAACAUUCCUGGAACGUAGGUUCGAGUCUUUCAACACCUAUUCCCGCGAUGAACUGAUCAAAGAUGCAAUUUUCGCCAUCAAGGAGACGCUACAGGGAGACAAGCUGACCAGUUCAAUCUGUACAGUCGCAAUUGUUGGACAAGACGAGGCAUUUCACAUGAUUGAUCAGAAGGUAAUCGAAGAAAUAAUUAAUUCUAUGGAGAUUAAAGAAGAUGCUCCUGCAGAUCAGGCUCCCUUGCAAGAGGAGGACAAGGGCUCGGAAGAAGCUCCAAUGGAUAUAUGAUCGAGAUAGAUUAGGAUUAGAUUACUGCGUGGGCAUUCCUCAUCCAUGGAUCCUUUUGUGAUGCCUAAUGUCCAACAAUAUCUACGAUCUUGUUUGACAUAAAAACUGGCUGUUUAUUUGUCGGAAUCUUUAAUUUAAAACAGUUUCUUAAAGUUUAUGAAAUCAAUCUUCAUCCA